Messenger RNA from Salvia miltiorrhiza (redroot sage), 1021 nucleotides. Its product is annotated as protein EPIDERMAL PATTERNING FACTOR 2-like. The transcript has 3 exons. The coding region runs from base 389 to 718 and encodes 109 amino acids. The record is from RefSeq and is a predicted model, not a curated record. Lineage: Eukaryota; Viridiplantae; Streptophyta; Magnoliopsida; Lamiales; Lamiaceae. Gene Ontology annotation, biological process: guard cell differentiation; stomatal complex development.
AUUUCACCAAAUGCAAAAUGAUGCAGAGACAACAAACAAUUAAAACAGAAGAUUAUAUAUUUCCUGCUAAUUAGCAAGAAAAACUUUAAGUUAUUUAGAUGAUAUUUUUUAAAUUUUGAGAACAUGCAUUUCAUAAGACGGAACGAAACUCGUGACUUUGGAAAAAUCCCCUCUUUGAAGAGGCAGUGGCGUUUCAUGUGAAGUUGAUCAGAUUGUACAUCCUUCCAACAUUAAAUUCUCGAUCCCAACUAUAUCUUAUAAAUUAAUUCCUUCUCCACCACUGAUUUCCAACCCAAAAAAAGAAGAAGUCGCACUCUCAUUUUUUUGCUCAAAACCUUCAUCAUUUUCAUCAAAAUCUUGUGAUAUUACACUGAUUAAUUCAAUAGAAAUGAGGCCAAUUUAUAGCAAUACCUUGUCGGUUGUUUCGAUUCUUUUCUUGUUACUUCCCGGUGGUCAAGCUCUCAGGCCUUAUCAUUUUACCCACCACAGUAGAGGCACCAACUACAAGGAUGUAGAAAACCAACAUGUUAAGGAGGGAGAGUUAGGAAUGGAGCUUUACCCGACGGGGUCGAGCCUGCCGGACUGCUCGCACGCUUGUGGGGCGUGCCGGCCUUGCCGUAGGGUGAUGGUGAGCUUCAACAAGUGCGCAGUGGAGUCGUGCCCCAUCGUCUACCGCUGCAUGUGCAAUGGCAAAUACUAUCACGUCCCAUCUAAUUGACCUUUCAUCUCUUCUUUUUCUUUUAAGUUCAUGGAAAGCUACCUUUGUUACUGCUAGAUACUAUCAUGUCCCACCUAAUUCACAUUUCAUUUCUUCUUUCUUGAGUUCGUGGAAAUCCGCAGCCGCUACCUUUGUUACUGCUGAUUUCUCCUCUAGCCUUACCAGUUUUGUAGUAGUGCUCAUGGAAUCGUAGGCAGCAGCUCAAGAUGAAGAAAUCUUGCCAAAUGAGACAAAUUUUGAGUCUAUUUAGAUGUAAAUACCAAAAAAAUUAUUCAAUUUUGUGGUUUUGAGUCUCGCCCCUUU